AAGCUACCACCGCUCGUGUUUGUGUGUCUCGUUUCAGCAUCUUAGGAAGUGUUGUCCCUCUUCUCUCUGUCUGUCUCGCUAACCCUUGUGUCUGACAGAGUGACGGAACAUGGACUGGAGGGCGUGUGUGCGGGCGUGCUGGAGGAGGAAUGAGUGCGUGUGUCGACGAGUGAGGAGUGAGAAGUGAGAGCAACAGGACUGGAAGAGGAGGAGGAGGAGGAAGAAGAGGAGGAGGAGGAGGAGGCUACUGACAGGUUUGGAAGCGAAGACAAAGACACCUCAAUCGGCUUAGUUUCCCGUGUCUGUGUGUGUUACCGGUCACAGCAGCGACCUAUGAGGACUGACACCUACCCCACUAAACCUCCACGCCCUUGACUCCACUCCUAGACCCUCCACAGGAUGUGGCCACGGAGGAGAUGGGGCGCCCCUGGGGGAGUGAUAGGGGUGACAGCGUCGUGGUGGUGCUGGUGGGGGGCUAUGGCAGUGGUGACGAAGGUGGGGAUGGGCGUGGAAGGGUCGCUGCCCCCCCACCGCUUCCACCACCAGGCAGUGAUGGACCACAGGGGGCACUAUGUGAUGCUGUGGAGCCCCGAGGAGGAGGGACUCACGCUGGAGGUGCAGGUGGCGACAAAGGGAUACGUUGGCCUCGGUUUUUCACCUACCGGAGGCAUGAAAGGUUCCGACGUGGUGAUUGGCUGGGUGGCUGACGGGCAGGUGUAUCUACAGGACCGUCAUGCGUGGGGCCAGCUCACCCCCUCCCUGGACGCCUCCCAGGACUAUAGGCUGCUGGGAGGCUACGAGAACUCCACCCACACUGUGCUGCGACUGUGGCGACCCUGGACCACGUGUGAUGACCAGGAUUACCAACUGCAGGAUGACACGGUGCGGGUCAUCUGGUCAUACGAUGCCCUGGACCCUGAGAAGGAUGAAGAGCGACUGCGGAAACACGACCACAGAGGAACACGAAGCCUUUACCUGCGCCACCCCCAGCCCCACCUCACCUCCAGCCAGCCCUCAACGCCCACCCGCUACUGGGACGUGUUGGCUCCUGAGGUAUCGCUGCUGGACACACUACACACGCUGUACUGGUGCAAGCUGUACAGAGUGCCAGACAUGCCCCGCAAGACACAUCUCAUUGGGUACAUGCCACAGAUUCAGCCGGAGAACCGCCAGCACGUCCACCACAUGCUGCUGUACGAGUGUCACAUCCCACAUGCCGACAAGCUGCUCCAUAAGUUUGUGUCGGCCAAGGGGGCACAGUGCUACGACCAUAACAUGCCUGUCUCCUGGUUCAGCUGCAACACGGCCAUUGUCGCUUGGGCCAUCGGCUCUGAGGGUGAAAUGUUGCCAGCUAACGUGGGGAUCCCUCUCGGCGAGGAACACGGAGGUGCGAGUUACUUCAUGCUGGAGAUUCACUACGAUAACCCGGACCUUGUGCCAGGUGUGACGGACAGCUCUGGUGUUCGGCUGCUGUACACUGAGCAGCUGCGAGAACAUGACGCUGGCGUGCUGACUCUUGGCCACACUGUCUCCCCGACUAUGAUCAUCCCUCCCGGCCAGCAGUGGACCACCGUGGCUCACUGCACCUCCACUUGCACCCAGAAGACGGUGCCAGCGACAGGCAUCACAGUGUUCCAGGGGGUCCUUCACGCCCACCUGCUCGGCUCCUCCAUCUCCGUGCAACACAUCCGAGGGGGCCAGGAGCUCCCGCCCAUCAUACAGGACAACCAUUACGACUUCAACUACCAACAAGCAAGAGUUCUGGAGAAGACGAGGGACAUUCUGCCCGGGGACUCUAUGAUCGUGUCCUGUGGCUACGAUUCCACCAAGAGGAGAGUGCCCACCUUUGGCGGGUUUGGCACCAUGGAGGAGAUGUGUCUUGCCUUCCUCACCUACUACCCACGUGCAAACCUCUCAGGCUGCUACUCAAAGCCUGACAUGGCCCUCAUCAUUGACACCUUUGGCAUCAAGGAUCUGUACAACAACAACCUAACACAGUUUGAUCACAGAUACCUGAAAGACUUCCCCAUCGUUGCUGAGAUGGAGGACUGGCUGCUGGACAUGAUGGAGGCAGAGGAGGGCGGCCGGUCCCGAGACAUAACACUUGCCAACAUCUUCAACUCGGUGGUGGUGAAGGAACCUCAGAAAUAUCUCAACCAAACCUUCUAUGAAAUCCUGUACAACCCGACCACCUGGGAGGACCCGUACCUGGCCAGGACACUCCAGCAGAUGGUGAUUCAGGGCCAGCAUGAACCCUCUUGCGAAUACCACGGCCGCCAGCCUGUCCUUGGGGUGAGUGCUGGGUUCGUAAGUUGCCCAAGAAAAGUAAAUACCCACGUUAUCGAGAGCUGCAGUCUCAGCCACCAGCCUGCACCCCACCAUCAACCUCCAUCCCCACCACCACCACCACUACUACUUCCUCAGCCACCACCACCACUACUACCACUAGACCCACCACUACCACUACCACCACCACCACCACCACCACCACCACCAUGCAGACCCCAGCGGCCACAACAGAGAAGAGUCAAGGCACUGGUCGGAUUCCUUCUGAUGUCGUCACACUGCCCAGCGCACAAGAUGAGGAAAAUGAAAUACACAAGGACAAUCUUAUCGACAGAGGUGCAGGAAUUUGUGUUUCAGCCUGUGCUUAUGUCACCCUCAUUCCUACCUUGCUCUCCCUCUUCACUCUUUAGUCUUGGGUCAAGUUAGUGUGAUAGUGAUAGAAUGCUUGGUUUUAGUCUAUAAUAUUUAUUACUAUAUCUCCUUCAGCUGAGGUUAGUAAGCUCGCUCAUAACAAAGAGGUCCUCAGCUCAUUUCUGAUCAUGUGGAGCCCUGUUGAUCUCACAAUGGGCAUGAAAUGUAAGUGGAGGAGUUUGGACCAGACAACCUUGCUAAGAUCUCCUAACUCAGCAUGGUGUGAUGCAGUACCACCACCCACCCAUCCUAACCACUGGGAGAAAGGGAAGUGCUGUCUUGCAGUAGAAUCAUGCAGACUAAUAGUGAUUUACUGCUUUCUUAUUCAUUACUGAUAAAUGCAAGAAAAGAGGUGUACUGUUACUGCCUUUAGUUGAUCUCUAUUCCAGUGUGCAGAAAGCUUUCCUUGCUACCUUUGCCUUUGAUCUAACAGUUCAUAACGUCCAUUCAAAGAUGUGUAUUGCAUGAAUUCCUGACAUCUUUGCCAUUUUCAGAAGCCAAAUUUCUGGUAUUUUAAAACAUUUUUUUUUAUAUUUUUACUUAGAAAAUAAAGGUAGGAAAAUUAUUGAUUUUAAACAAACAUUUUUCAAGUGAGUCGUAAGAGAGUUUUGAUUACUGUCAUCUUGAUACACAUACUGUGUUGAAUUAGAGGAGUCUGUCUCAGCACAAAAAGUGCUUUUCCUUGUAUUGUGUUGUCAGAUUUGUGGUGCAGCUUUAAUGUGCUUGUAUAUAGGUGUGAUGUGAUGCUUAUUUAUAUCUUUUUGUAGAUAAGAUAUUUCUUAGCAUGUAUGAGGAAAGUAUGUGAGUGUGUGCAUUCUUACAUGCACUGAUAGUGUCUGUAUGAAGAAAUCAUUUUAUAUCAAACUUGUAUUUUAAAUAUUGUAAAAAAUAUGAAUAUACAA
Molecule: messenger RNA, 3599 nt
Organism: Portunus trituberculatus (swimming crab)
Lineage: Eukaryota; Metazoa; Arthropoda; Malacostraca; Decapoda; Portunidae
Product: DBH-like monooxygenase protein 1 homolog
Exons: 17
Coding region: 400-2712 (770 amino acids)
Biological process (GO): octopamine biosynthetic process; norepinephrine biosynthetic process; dopamine catabolic process
Cellular component (GO): secretory granule membrane
Molecular function (GO): dopamine beta-monooxygenase activity; copper ion binding
Source: RefSeq, a predicted model, not a curated record